GUAGAGGAGAAGGGAGAAGAGGAGGUGAGGAAGAAGAAGGUGACUGAGGAGGAAGAGGAGAAGACCCCCAAACAAGAUGGUGGCGAGGUGAGGAAGACGAGGAGAGAGACGAGGGAGGAAGAGGAGGUGAAGAAGGUGGCAGAGGAGGUGAAGAAGGUGACAGAGGAGGAAGAGGAGGUGAAGAAGGGGACAGAGGAGGUGAAGAAGGUGACAGAGGAGGAAGAGGGGGUGAAGAAGACGAGGGAACAAGAGGAGGUGAAGAAGACGAGGGAGGAAGAGGAGGUGAAGAAGGUGACAGAGGAGGUGAAGAAGGUGACAGAGGAGGUGAAGAAGGUGACAGAGGAGGAAGAGGACAAGACCCCCAAACGAGAUGGUGGCGAGGUGAGGAAGACGAGGAGAGAGACGAGAUCCAGAGAAAGAGUAGAGGAGAAGGAAGAAGAGGAGGUGAGGAAGAAGAAGGUGACUGAGGAGGAAGAGGAGACUGCAGGGAGGAAGACGAGGUCAACAGAAAAGGGGGAGGAAGAGGAGGUGAAGAAGACGAAGGUGACGGAGGAGAAGAAACCAAAACAAGAUGGCAGCGAGGCAAAGAAGACGAGGAGAGAGACGAAGUCGACAGAAAAGGAGGAAGAGGAGGAGGUGAAGAAGAAGGUGACGGAAGAGGAGACUGCAGGGAGGAAGACGAGGUCGAGAGAAAGGGAGGAAGAGGAGGUGAAGAAGAAGGUGACGGGAAAGGAGGAAGAGGAGACAGGAGGGAGGAAGACGAGAUCGACGGAAGAGAAGAAACCCAAACAAGAUGGCAGCGAGGUGAAGAAGACGAGGACGAAAGAGAAGAAGGAGGAAGAGGAGAAGGAAGGACACGGGACGAAGAGGAAGAGGGAGGACGAGGAGGUGAAGAAGAAGAAGAAGGUGACGGCGGAGGAAGAGGAAGAAACUGCAGGGAGGAAGACGAGGAGAGCUGAGAAAGAGGAGGUGAAGAAAGCAAAGCAUGCUGGGAAAGAAGAGACACAACACAAAGAAGAGGUAAAACAUUCCGUUCAAUUAACUUUAUUGACUGGAACAAGACGACAGAACGUGGAGACUGCCUGU
Molecule: messenger RNA, 1086 nt
Organism: Notothenia coriiceps (black rockcod)
Lineage: Eukaryota; Metazoa; Chordata; Actinopteri; Perciformes; Nototheniidae
Product: ABC transporter F family member 4-like
Exons: 4
Source: RefSeq, a predicted model, not a curated record